Closterium sp. NIES-67 is the source of this 1140-nucleotide messenger RNA. NCBI's taxonomy places the organism in Eukaryota, Viridiplantae, Streptophyta, Zygnematophyceae, Desmidiales, Closteriaceae. The record is from the annotation of a GenBank genome assembly.
UAGAUUCUAGAUUCUUGGACAUUCCUGCUCCUCAUAGAUUGUUUCAGGCAGUCAGGAAACUCGCUCCUAGAAGGUCCUUAGCGCUAGGGACAGGAGAGCGGCGUGAGUGGCGGUGGUGUCUGUCGAGGUGGUAAGGAAAUUCGCUCCUGCUCCGGUCUUGGUAGCUAAGCCAUGGCGUCUGUGGCGUCGCUCCCUGCAGCUCUAACUGUUACCGGCCGGCGUGUCCGCUUCGCUCCCCGCCUCCUCUCACUCCCACACUCCCACCCCUCGUCGUCUACCCGCGUUGUCUCGCUUAAAUGCCGAGCCGAGGCGCGUAAGGAUGACGUGGCGCAACCCACUGACGUGGCAAAAUGGAUCGGCACGGCUGCGGUGACCCUAUCGCCACGGCAGCGCUUCUCUGCGGCUCCGUGGGCCCCGCAUUCGCGGAUGUUGAACUUAAAACGUACUACGGCACUGCUGCUAGCGCGUCGUCCUAUGGCGGGUAUGGCGGGAACGCGAGCAAGCAGGCGACGGCGGAGUACAUCUACGGCGUUCCCGAGGAUUGGAAGGAGCGCGCGAUCUCCAAGGUGGAGAAGGGGACCAACGGCACGGACAGCGAGUUCUACUGGCCCAAGAAUCGCAAUGUGAAGACCUACGUCACGUUCCUAGCUGGCUUCCGCCGUCUCCCCCCGCAGGAGAACGUGCUAGGUGACAUUGCGCUGUCGGACGUCAACCUGCAGGAUUUGAUUCUGUCAGCAGACGAGAUAAAGAAGGAGCAGCACCGGGACCCGGACUCCACCAGCUGUACUACGACUUUGAGAUCGACAGCCCUCUGGGGCAGCCCUCAUUACAGUCACAUGCGCCAAGAACAAGCUCUACGCCACUUUGUCAAUGCACCGGAUAAGUUUUGGAAACGGACGAGGCGUUGCUCAGGCAGAUUCACACGUCGUUCACAACAGUGGGCAGGGACCCCUUGCCCCCCUGAUAUCUUCUAAAAUCCUCCGAGAGGCAGCCCCUUGCAGGGAUUUUGGAGAGAUGAUCGUAAAAAUGUAUGAUUUCUUGUUGUAGGUAGGUGCAUGCUGCUGGACAGAAAUCAUGGCGUUUCUCUUUACUCAGGAAUGUGAGUGAAUGAUGAUCUCUCUUCAAGUGCAGGACCUCAAU